Pocillopora verrucosa is the source of this 1967-nucleotide messenger RNA. Its product is annotated as eukaryotic translation initiation factor 2D. Gene Ontology annotation, molecular function: RNA binding; translation initiation factor activity. Lineage: Eukaryota; Metazoa; Cnidaria; Anthozoa; Scleractinia; Pocilloporidae. Gene Ontology annotation, biological process: formation of translation preinitiation complex; translational initiation. The record is from RefSeq and is a predicted model, not a curated record.
CAUGGCGGAAUUACAUUGUAUCAGCAGUUUUCCCUAAACAACACUUUAACCUUUCAUAUGGAAGGUUAUUGACGAAAGAAUAAAGAAAUGUUUCACAAGCCUUUUCGAGUAAAAUCCAAUACUGCGAUUCGCGGGUCCGAUCGGCGGAAACUGAGAUCAGAUGUUAGCAAUGCUUUUCCCAAUUUAUCACAAGACAAAAUCACUGAAAUUAUUCCAAACAAAGAGGAAAUUUCAGUGAUGCGUCUUAUGACACAUUCUGGACAGAAUGUUACAGUUUUUUGUCUCAGUGGGGAACCGAUAUUCUUUGAAGUUGAAAAGAAAGUUUUCCCAACAGUUUAUACUCUGUGGAAAUUUCCUGACCUGCUUCUUAGCUUCAAAACAUGGCCCCCUGUUUUUGAAAAACUCCAGGGUGGAGCAGACCUAAUGCUUCCUGGUGUCAUCCUGCCCUCCGAGGGACUCUCAGCUGUGGGAAGAUUUGAGAGAGGUACACUUUGCAGUGUUUGUCUCAAGGGUAACAGAGCUUCUGUGGCCAUUGGAACAACAUUGGUGUCCAGUAAGGACUUGUUAGAGGAUGGAUUGAGAGGAAAAGGGGUGAAGAUUGAACACGUCUACCUUGACCUGUUAUGGGCACAUGGCAGUAAAACUCAGUUACCGCAGCUGGAGGAGAUAAAUGAUGAGGCUGAAAUUGCUGAUGUUAAUGAUCGUAUGGAAGAAUUGUCACUCGAUGAAACUAAGGACAUUAAUCAAAAGGAAGUUGAAGAGACUGAAAGCUCAGACGGCUUUGCUCAGAAAGAUGAUGAAAAGGAAGAUGAAAUUUCAGUUGAGGAAAGCAAUGGAACAGACCCAGUGGCAACAAGUGCUACAAAUGCAGACAGUAAUGAAGUUGAACAAGAAUUCCUAGAGUCUGAAAAUGAAACAAAUUCACAAGACAAACUUUUAGAGAAUAUGGAUGAUCUUUUAGAGUACUGUUUCUUUUGCGCCUUGUUGAGAAUGAAGAAAGUCGAGCUUCCUGUGUUGACCAGUACAUUUUUCAGGAGUUAUCUUUUACCUUCCCGCCCGGAGGGAAAGUCAUUGGAUAUCAAGAAAUCCUCCUACAAAAAAUUGUCAAAAUUCCUUCAAUGCAUGCAAGAGAGAGGUUUGAUAUCAGUACAGGAGGCGUCCAAAGGAGUCGAUCAUAUCACCAGUAUAACUUGGGACAAUCCAGAGCUGAAGGAUUUUAAAGUAAACGCGCCAGUUUUUGAAAGCGUCAACGAAAAAGUGAGCUCUACUUCUUCUUGCAGCACAGAGCCUCCAUGUAUCGAAGAGCUGUUUUCCGUAUCUGCAGCAUUGUUACCGAUAUUUUCCGAAUUUGGAUUCAGGAAAAAUGAUGUUUUAAAUCAUGCUGGUGUCCGGACGACCAUGACGAAUUACGUGAAAGCUCACAACCUUAUGUCAAAUGAGGACAAAAGAGUGGUUGUACUAGAUCCCAGCCUGACUAAAAUCCUCCUGAACAAAAACGAGAAUAUUGAAGUUCUUCCAUGGGAUCGGCUCUUCGAAAGAGUGUCGUCGAAAAUGAAUAACUGUCAUCGAAUAACACUUCCAGGCCAGGAGUCAAUAGUCAGGAAAGGGAAAAUCGAAUCUAUCGAAAUUAAAGUGGAACAAAGAAUGGGCAACAAAAAGGUUACAUUGAUCCGUAAUCUUGAAUCCUACGGGAUUGAUCCGCAAGAAUUUGCUCACAAUGUGCAAAUUAAGGCUGCAUCUAGUACUUCAGUUUCUCAGCUUCCGGGGAAACAUACUACGCCUGGAUUGCAGGUUUUAGUGCAAGGAAACCAAGUGGACAUCGUGGCGAAAUUUCUACUAGAUGAAUACAAGAUUCCUAAGAAGUACAUCAAUGGACUUGACUUACUCAAAAGCGGCAAGAAAAAGAAAAAAUAAAUCUGAUAAUAAUAUUAUUUUAAUUAUUAUGACAUAAAAUAAAUGAGCCUUUU